GCUGCCCCCGCCUAUAGAGGCGGGCGCGCUUCAUUGUCAUCAUGUCCAAGGAAGUCACGGUGACCUUCCAGGGCGAGCUCGGCAUCGAGCUGAACGUCGACCGCGCCAGCGGCACGGUGCGCAUCAAGCGGGCCGAGGCCGACAGCCCGGCGAAGCCGCACGAGGGCGCCGCGCUCCGUUCCAUCAAUGGCAGGCCCGUCGGGAGGAUCGACAACAAGGCCGCGUGGCUCGCACUCGUGGAGCGUCUCAAGGCGCCGGCGCGGCCGCUCGUGCUGGCGCUCGCGGUGCCGGAGGACCCGGUCCAGCGCGCGCGGGCGGAGCUCGACGCGCUCGCGGCGUCCGCCAAGGCCGAGGCCGAGGCCGCGGCCGCCGCGAGCGCCCCGGCGCCAACGCGUGGACGGCGGCGGCGCUCGCGCUCGAGCUCGUCGAGCGUCUCGUCGAGCGACGACGAGGCCCGCCGCCGCAAGAAGAAGGCCAUGAAGAAGGAGAAGCGCCAAAAGAAGGAGAAGAAGAAGAAAAAGCAGCGCCGCCACUCGUCGUCGUCGUCGCGGAGCCGCUCCCAUUCGCCGAAGCGCGCCCGGCAGGACUCCGGCAGCGGCGCGGCGCUCGACGACCUAUUGGGCGAGCCGGGCGUCGCCACCGCGCCGCCGCCCAGACCUCCGUCUCCAUCGCGCUCGCGCUCGCGCUCGCACUCGCCGCGGCAACGGCGCAAGUCAUCCCCUCAGAAACCUCAUGGCCCCUCACAUCGAAUGCGGGGCGUCUGCCAGUGGUUCGACAAAAAACACGGCUUCAUCAAGCCCGACGGCGGCGGCGCCGACGUGUUCAUGCACCAGACGGACCUUCGGAGCGGCACGGAAAUUACGGAAGGUGAUCAUGUCGAAUUCGGCACAGCGGACUACAAGGGGCGGGAGAAGGCCGUCGACGUCAUCAAGGUGGACCCUGCCCCAACACAUCGAAGGCAGGGCGUCUGCCAGUGGUUCGACCCCGAAAGAAAGAAAGGCUUUAUCACGCCCGACGGCGGCGGCGCCGACGUGUUUGUGCACCAGACGGGCCUGCGGAGCGGCACGGAAAUUACGAAAGGUGAUCAUGUCGAAUUCGGCACAGUGGACCAAGUGGACGGCGGACGGCGGCGGCGGCGGCAGACUAAGGCUGUGGACGUCAUCAAGGUGGGCCCUGCCGCGGUGAUCGCGCCCGCGCGUCCUCUCGUCGACACGGCGGAGUCGGCACCGACGGAAACCGCGCCGAAGGGCCCUUCCCUCGUAGAACUGGCCGGUCGUGCGGCGCGCGACGCCAGGUCACCGCGGUCGCGGUCGCGGUCGCGCCGGCGGUCGCGCCGGCGCUCACCUUCGAGGAGUGGCUCCCGCUCGCGGUCGCGGGGCCGCCGCCGCGACCGGCCGCCAACCAGCGCCCGGCGGCACCGCGGCGUCUACCGCGACGCUAAAGGCCAUGAGUUGAAGAGAUAUGGCUUCAUCACUGCGGAUGUUGGUCCCACGGACAUCUUCAUGCACCUCGACGACGUCCGGGAGGGCCAUGUUGUCAAGAACGGGGAUUCGGUGGAGUACACUGUCGUUCCCUGUCGGAAAUCAGGCAAGGAGCGAGCCGCUGACGUCGUCAAGCUCCCUUCGUGGGUGCCCGACGGCACCAUCGCCGCGCGGACGAAGAAAAUGCUGGCGGGAGAUCAUUUUACGGGAGAUCGUUUUUUUACGGGAUAUCAUAGUAUCAAGGCGCAGUUCGACGACGGCACGCUGACGGUGCGGACGCUACGUGCCGCGGUAGCGGAAUCCCUCGGCGUCGAGGAGGCUGCCGUCAAGAAAGUGGUGAAGCAGACCCUCACAGCCGCGCUCGAGGCGGCGAAGGCACGGUCGCCGCCUCAACCGCCGCCCUCCGAGGUGUCCGACGACUCCGGCGCCGCGGCACCGGCGCUGGUGAUCGACGUCGGCAGCCCGCGGAAGCGCGACCGAUCUCGCGGGCGCGCGCCGACCGUCGACGCCGAGCUCUCGACGAAGCGCCGGAGUAGGCACUCCUGA
Pelagomonas calceolata is the source of this 2027-nucleotide messenger RNA. The record is from the annotation of a GenBank genome assembly. Lineage: Eukaryota; Pelagophyceae; Pelagomonadales; Pelagomonadaceae.